Molecule: messenger RNA, 521 nt
Organism: Fomitiporia mediterranea MF3/22
Lineage: Eukaryota; Fungi; Basidiomycota; Agaricomycetes; Hymenochaetales; Hymenochaetaceae
Exons: 3
Source: RefSeq, a predicted model, not a curated record
UUUGCUGCUAUGAAGACUAUUGGGCAAUUUGGUAAAAUUAAUACGAGGGUCUUGGUUGAAAUGUGGCUGUUUCCGAAGAACAGGGCAUUUGAUACUGCGGUCCCCUUAGACUGCUUCGAGCCAACCCAAAGAGACAAACUCCAGCUUAUAAAAUCUAGGUCUCACCAAGGCAGCGAAAGCUUAAGUCCUGUACAAGGUCCCGGUGAAACACUACCAGAGUACAACCAUGUCCUUUUGCUUUGCCCUAGAGAUGCGAAGCCUGCUGUGAUAGUAAUUGAGAAAAGGCGACCAUUGCCCCAGCAAUCAGUCAAAGCAUAUAUCAUUAAUAGUGGUGAACAAAUGACUUUGGUUUCAGUAAGGGAGCCUACCAAGAUAUCCUGGCUACUAAUACCGUAUUACUCUGAUAUGCACAUCUGGAAGGCAAAAGACUAUAUUCAAAAAUACUACGGUAGUGUCUUGAUCGACAGUUGCUGCUUCGCGGGUCAAUCAUCACAGCUUGACGAUAAUUCGACGUUAUUUGA